Messenger RNA from Sodiomyces alkalinus F11, 1101 nucleotides. RefSeq names its product phosphotransferase enzyme family protein. NCBI's taxonomy places the organism in Eukaryota, Fungi, Ascomycota, Sordariomycetes, Glomerellales, Plectosphaerellaceae. The record is from RefSeq and is a predicted model, not a curated record. The coding region runs from base 1 to 1101 and encodes 366 amino acids. The transcript has 4 exons.
AUGACAAACAAUGCCCCUCCGGAUAUCAAGAACCUCCUCCAACGGCUCCAGACAGAGCUGGCCGAGACCGCCUACUCUUUUGACACUGCCCAUCCCCUGAGCGGGGGAACCGCCAACUUCAUCUACCGCGCUGCACUGGCCACCCCACUACCGGACGGUACGAAGGACGUUGUCAUCAAACAUGGCGAGGCAUUCUUAGCCUCUAAUGGCGACUUUGAGUUGUCCAAGUCCCGCUGUCUUGCCGAAGAACGGUCUUUACGCGCUCUAGCCCAGUGCCCUCCCGUCACUAGCCCGCUCUUUUCCAUUCGGGCGCCCAGGUUGCUCUACUUUGAUCAGGAGACAUGUACCCAGGUGCAGGAGUACCAACAGAGCGCCGUCGCCCUCAAGACCUUCAUCCUCAAGAAUUACCCGAGUCCUACUCCCGAGGCGCUCAGAGCCUCUUAUGUCGCACUGGGGCGUGACUUGGGCCGCUGGCUACGCUUCUUCCACAAUUGGGGCAGUGCUCCAGAGCAGAAGGACCUCCGAGAUGUCGCGGCGGGGAACAGCGAGAUGCAGGGCCUCAAGCACUGGGUCAAUUAUGUACGCCUCGCGCAGACGAUUGACCAUUUCCCGGAAAUCCUAGGCGGAUGCGCGCAGCUGUUUGGCGACAUUGCCAAGGUAACGCAGGACGAGCUGCGGGACGAAAGUAAGCUGCGGGUCAUCCAUGGCGAUUUCUGGCCGGGCAAUAUUCUUCUUCGAGACGAGCCCCUGGGGUCGGGAGAGAUGCCCGUAUUCGUCGUCGACUGGGAACUGUGCCAACUCGCUAUGGUGGCAGAGCUGUUCGAGUUUGUCCUCUUCAAAGGUGUCGAUGCGGGCGCUUGGGUGAUUCAGGGGUUGGUCGAAGGGUAUGGCACGGUAGAUGCCGACUUCGCCUUCCGGACGGCGUUGCACGUCGGGACGCACCUCGUUGUUUUUGGUAGCACUGUACCCGACUGGGGGACACCCGGACAGGUCGAGAGAGCGGUGCGGGAAGGGAGGGAUGUGAUCGUGAAGGCGUGGGACAGAGAUCGUCAGUGGUUCGAGGAGCAUCCUACACUACGAGUUUUAUUCAAGUUUACGUGA